AUGGAAGGCUCACACGGAUUUGGGAUUGAGACCAUCCUUUCCCAUCGACCAGGAAGCCCCGAGCUUGCUCACGGGGACCCAUUGAUGGGGGACAGCAGGUCACCUCUGGAGCUCAGUCCCAGGUCUGAAGUUAGUAGUGGUUGUUCUUCACCACCUUCCCCAGCCAGGGAGUGUCUAGAAGCGGUCACCAGCAGGCAAGGAGUUUCCCUAGCCAUGGAGUGCAACCUUCAGCCUGGGGUCCAUCUCUCUGCCCCAUCUCAGUCCAGAACUGUCACCUCUUCCUUCCUGAUCAGGGACAUUCUAGCGGACUGCAAACCUUUAGCAACCUGUGCACCCUACUCCAGCAAUGGACAACCAGCACAGGACUUGGGACUCUGCUUGUCCACUAAAAGUGGGGAUGACUUUAGGGACAAAAUGGACAAGAGCAACAGUUCCACAUCUUCAGACUCUGAAUACAAAGGCAGAGGUAAGUCACCGUCACCCCUUCAGAUUAAACAAGAACCCUGAAUGUCAAUUUUCACUUGUUGGAAGUUGUUCCACUAAAAGGAACCACUACUUGCAGACAUCAAAUAAUGUCUGAACAGUUUCCAAAGUAUCAGUUCCUGGUGUGUCGAUUUAUUGAGAAAUAAGGAGUUGAAACAACACAUUUCGAGUGUAAAUAAUUAUGUAAUGUUAUUGAAAACAUUCUUAAAAGGUAACAUUUUUUAUAAUCUAGAAAAAUUCGAGUCUAGCUAUUUUGUUGCUUGAAAAGACAAGGAAAUACCUAUUCUCAGAACUAGAUAAAUAUUCGAUGGGCUUGAAUUUCUAGAAAGAACUGAUGCCAUAAUUGUUUAUAUAUUAUUGGUCCAUUAAUUAAAUAUUUGAACAUAACUAUGGGUGGUGCACAUACUCUAAUCUCGGUUAUAAAAUUAAAGUCUAGAAGUGGAAUAAUCAGUGAAUCCCAGGGCAUCAGAGACCCCUUAGAGGCUUCAUUAUCAGCCAGAAAUAUUAGGAAUAAAUAUGUAAGGAAUUAACAUAAAAGCAAAGACCCAAAUUAGUCAUAGAGACAGGAUCCAUCUAUUACCAUGCAAUUAGGAGACAACUGGCAUUAAACAUUAAACUGACAACCAACAUUAGCUGUUAUAAUCCACACACUGUGCAUUGCAUUGCUACUACAUAAUACUGCAAAGGAUAGAUAGAUAGAUAGAUAGAGAGAGAGAGAGAGAGAGAGAGAGAGAGAGAGAGAGAGAGAGAGAGAGAGAGAGAGAGAGAGAGAGAGAGAGAGAGACAGAUAGAUAGAUAGAGAGAGAGAGAGAUAGAGAGAUAGAUAGAUAGAUAGAUAGAUAAUUUGUAUUUUCUGGGAAUACUCAGAAUAAUCUCCAAUAUUUGAUAGAUUUUGGAAAACAGUUGUCUUUACUCUUUUUUUUUCUUAAUAUACUCGGUUUAUACUUAAUUGGUCGGAUUGCAGUAAACCUUCCAUGUAUCCAAAAUGAUACUUUGCAUGCAUUCUAUCAAACAAAAGCUCUAAACUAUAUUUAUUAACCCUUUGCACACAGAUCCCAGGGUUUCACUGCAACUUUUUGUAACCUGUGUAAUAUUUAUUCAAAGAAGUGAAUGUUAGUUGAAAAUAAAUGAAGUCUGCGCUGAUACACAAUAGUUAAAUUGGCUAAAUUGUGUAGAUAGGUAGAUUAUGAUAGGUAGAUAUAUAGAUAGAUAUAUAUAUAGAGAGAGAUAGACAGACUGACAGACAGACAGAUAGAUAGAGACAGACAGAUAGAUAGAGACAGAUAGACAGACAGACAGACAGACAGACAGACAGACAGACAGACAGAUAGAUAGAUAGAUAGAUAGAUAGAUAGAUAGAUAGAUAGAUAGAUAGAUACUAUGAUUUCUAAAAUACAUUUCUGCUGAGAAGUGAUUUUUACAGAGUAUUUCUUGAAGGGAAAAAAAUAUAUUAAAAAAAUCUCAAUACAUAACUAGGUAAAUUACAAAAACUAUUUUAGAAAUGUUAUGGUAUUGACAAAAUCCGUUAAGGUUAUAUGACAACACAUAAUAUAUAUAUUAAAUAAGGACUUCAUUAUUUUACAACUAAAUCCUUCAAAACAACAUCUCAACAGGCGAGCAGAAACACAUAAUACACACAUACACACACACACACAUACACACUAUUAUUAUUAUUAUUAUUAUUAUUAUUAUUAUUUUGCAACUCAUUUCAUAUGUGUAUAUAUAUAUAUAUAAAAUAAAUGUGCAAUAUAUUUAGUACACUUAGGUGUAUACUAUGUUACAUCUACAAACAUUCUUAUAUACAUUGUAAAUAGAUGAUAAUGUAUUUCGAGAUUGAAUCAAUAAGAAACUUAUCCACACUGAUUUAAUAAAUAGAUAAUAAAUAGAUAAACAUUUUGCAAGUGCUAGCCCGGAAGGGCCAAUGUAUUCGUGUCUGUAAGGCUGGUGCAUCUAUUGCAGCUAACAGGUUAAUAAAUCCGCAUUACUGCUUUAACUCUCAUGUACAAGACUUUGACAAAUACAUCUGGUCCUUGUCCUUGUGUAAUGUAUUUAUCACAAAGACCAAUGCUGGACACAUUCACAAUCAAAGCAUUUCGUGUAACACAACUUACAUGACAUCUUCAGCCCAAUCAAUUAGUUUAAUCAUUAUGGUUCUUAAAAUCAGGAGUGUUUUACUUUUUCUACCUUUUGGCAUUUGCAGAACCUCUGACUGCCUUUAAUUGUACAUUGAACGAAAUAGGAUGAAACCUUGAGAUUUUGGUUCAUUUCUAAAGAGAUAUAAUUCUAUUAUUUGAUUCCUACUUGGUUGGUUGAAUGCAGAAUUUCUGGUUAAAGGCUUUAAGCUCCCUAGUGGCUCAAUUAAAAGGAUUAUUGUUUUCCUACAGAGAGAAAUCAACUUUAGCCCUGUCACUUAUAAAGACUACUACAGUGACUUGAAUACAGACCGCUAGAAAAUUCUAAUACAGUCACUUUAACGCCCAAUGCACGCUAUUUACUAAAUAAUCUCCUUAAACUGGACUUCAUCCUUACAUAUCACCACUUAGCUCUUCUUUACAGAUCGUGUAUAUAUAUAUUUGUGUGUGUGUGUGUGUGAAUAUAUAUAUAUAUGUGUGUGUGUGUGUGUAUUUAUAUAUGUGUGUGUGUGUGUAUUAAUAUAUGUGUGUGUGUGUGUGUGUGUGUGUAUGAAUAUAUGUGUGUGUUUGUGUGUGUGUUUGUGUGUGUGUAUGAAUAUAUAUGUGUGUGAGUGUAUUUAUAUAUAUGUGUGUGUAUUAAUAUAUGUGUGUGUUUGUGUGUGUGUAUGAAUAUAUAUGUGUGUGUGAGUGUAUUUAUAUAUAUGUGUGUGUGUAUUAAUAUAUGUGUGUGUGUGUGUGUAUUUAUAUAUGUGUGUGUUUGUGUGUGUGUGUGAAUAUAUAUGUGUGUGUGUAUUUAUAUAUGUGUGUGUGUAUUAAUAUAUGUGUGUGUUUGUGUGUGUGUGUGUGUGUGUGUUUGUGCAUCUAUAGAGAUUGUAUAUUAUUAUAUUAUAAUAGUAUAGUAUAUUUCUUAGUAAAAUACUGCUUUAUUCGUACCAUAUAAUUAAACAUCAUUAAAAAUGUUCUGAAUAUUUUUGGAGUUGCAAAGUGUGGUGGGAAGCAACAAUGUAUAUUUGUAAAAAAAAAAAAAAAAAUUAAAAAAAAGAUUUUUUUUUUUAAAUUGAAAAAAAUCCAUACAUGUAUAAAGAUAUAAAUAUAUUAUUGCUAUAAUUUAUAUAUAUUUAUGUUUGAUGUAAUAUGUCAAUAUUAGUAAUUGAAUGCGUUUGUUCUCUUAACCGUAUACACUGCAGUAUAACUGUUCGAAAGUUGUUAAAUUUCGCCUAAAUAUUCGCAGUCAAAACAAAUAACAAUCCGGUCAAAAUAGUGUAAUGUCUGUUAGCAUUCGUGACCCGAAUUUACUCCAUAUUUUAAAUACAUGUUUAUAGUUGUGAUCGUACUUAUAUUUUUAAAUAUCUAUUUAUAUACAUCAAACGUCUAUAUAAAUAAAUACAUUUAUGUAUUAUACACACGGAUCCAUUUGAUGUAGUUUAAGCAUAUUAUAAUGCUAUAGGUUUAUGUAAUUAUUGUAUAAAGACUAUAAUACAAAACUAUAUAUUUUGUAUAUUUUUUAAUUGUUUAUUCUCUGGAGAUAUUUCUUCUCAAUAUUAUCAUUUUUAUAAUUCUAGUAAAAUCUGUCCCUGAAAUUGAAAUAAGCAUUUUGAUGAUAUAUUAAUUGAACAAUUUGUUUUAUCUAAUUGCCAUUACUAUAAAAGGACUAUGUUUUUAUUGAAAUGGCUAUGUUUAUAUGUAAAGGGCUAUGAUUAGAUUUAAACAGCAGUCACUAGUCUACAACAAUAACACUAUAUUAUUUUAAUAAUAACACUAUAUUUUUUUUAAUAUUGCUAUAGUAUAUAAAUAUCAAUUCCAUAUAGCAAUAUCAAUUGGUAAUAUUAAUAUUUCAGACUACGUUUCCGCUCCAAAGAGUGUCUUCCUCAGACAGGGCAUGGGGCUGGUAAUUCCCACGUGCUGAAUUCACUAUCCCAGAUAAGAUAUGAUAUUUCUGUCUGUUUCUUUGCAGUGAAGGAAGAGGGGGACCGAGAAAUCUCAAGCUCCAGAGAUAGCCCGCCAGUGAGGCUGAAGAAGCCAAGAAAAGCCCGCACCGCAUUCACUGACCACCAACUGGCACAGCUGGAGAGGAGCUUUGAGAGGCAGAAAUAUCUCAGUGUACAGGACAGGAUGGAGCUAGCUGCCUCUCUUAAUCUCACUGACACCCAGGUGAAAACCUGGUACCAAAACAGGAGGUAAACAAUCUAUCAAUAAUCAAUAGCAAAACCACACAUUGUCAAAAAGUCAAACAUUGUCAAAAAUAAAAACACAAAAUGUUUUUUUUAAAAAACACUUAAAAUAAAGCAAAUAUGGGCAAAGUGUAGCAGCUACUGUCAAACUAAUAAUCCCUUAGUGUUGCUCAACAAUGUUGCUUGUAUAAAGGCAGAUACAAUGUUCCAAUUCUGGUUUAUAGGAAAUGAAGAGUGUUUAAAUUAUAUUGUUUGUCAUUUUGUAUUAUAUUUUUAUUUAUAACAUACACUGUAACAUAUAACAUUAUACUAUAGAGUAAAAUAAUCUACUCAUUUUUAUAAAUAAAUAAAUCAUUUGGCUGGUAGAUCUAAUUUAGCACUUCAUGGAUUUAGACAAUAUCUAUAUUCUAAAAUUGGACUGUUUAUUUUUGUAAUUUUUUUUAAAUUAAGGAUAGAAAGGACGUAGAGGAUAGAUCCAGCGGUGGGUUUUUUUUGUGUGUGUUUUUAAAAAAAAAUAUUUUUAAAUUUUGUAGGCUUCUGGUUUACAUUUCACAGGGGUAUAUUAACUGAACUGCGACUUGCGGGUUAUUGUGAGCUAAAAAAAACGAUUUGCCGACUUUAGACUAAAUGAACUUGAUUCGAAAAAACGCCAUCGCAGUUAAAUUGUAGAUUUAUUUAUUUUGCUCAAAUUCAGCUAUUAUUAAAAAAAUUAAAUAAAAAAUUAAAAAGUCUGCAUUAUAAAUCGCUGUUUAGUAAAUAGACCCCCGGUAAUAAUUAUAUACAUAUAUAUCAGGUCAAUAUAUAGGUACAAUGCAACAUUUUUAAGAAUUCUAUCAAAAACAGAAACAAAAAACGUUACAAUAAAAAGUUCAGAAUCUGAUUAAAGAACAAAUAUAAAACAAAAUGAAUGUGAUAUUUUAGUGGAGACAAAAAAAAUAGUCGUCAUGUAUGUAACAUAAUAGAAUUCGAUAUUUCAUUAGACAGAGAUCAGUAUUUUCUUUAGAUCGCCUCAAUCUCCAGGUGUAAACAAUCUAUUUAUUGUUUUAAUUAUUUAAAAUACGGUCAGAUGAAAUGCAUUGUUUGGAUUUAAUGUGAAACGUUUAAGUUAAUUAAAUACCAUAUAAUCAAAUCCAAUAUAAAGUGCUUCUAAUUCUAUUUUAUUUUAACAAUCUCUCCUUUCAUUUAUCUUAAAAUCUAAUCAACAGUAUUACCCAGUUAAUUUGAGGUUUAAUCACUAAUCAAUUAAUUUUGAUGAUUGGAAUUUUGAUAAAAUGCAGGCCAGAAUAGCUACAAAAAUUUGGAUAAAAUCUUUACUAAAUCUGAGUUUGAUAAUAUAUAUAUAUAUGUUUCUAUUCUGUUAUAAUUUUUGCAACUUAAACAGAACAACUAAUACCUGUAAAUAACCUGUGUAGAUAAUUACUCCUUAUAUUCAGAAUUAAAUUCAGGCCAUAAUAUUUUUAUUAUAAUAAUUAUAUACCUAUUUCUAAAACUCAACUAAUAAUACAAGUAUUUUAGAUUGAAAUGAACUCAAAUUGGAAUUACAAAAUUCAGGCUGAUAUAAUAUUUUCAAAAACUGAUCUUUUUGCCUGCAUUUUGCAAUUUCUAUUUUUCAUUUUUAUAUUUCAGUUUUGUUUAUUGGAACACAAACAAACAAACAAACAAACAAACAAAACCAAACAUUAAAACCCCAUACAUUUAGAUUUUAAAAACUAUGCACCCAUUGCUCAAUCCACAUACUAAACAACAGUAUAAAAUGUGUAGUAUUGUAUAGGCAUAAGGCUAUCCUAACUAUAAGAUAAGGCCAGGGACUAAUGAAAGUAUUUAUAAAAUUGGGCAGACUAGAUGGGCCGAAUGGUUCUCAUCCGCUGUCACAUUCUAUGUUUCUAUGUGUGUGUGUGUUACUAUAUAUGGUAUGUGUGUGUGUAUAAAUAUAUAUUUAGUUUAUGAAGAUUGUAAGAUCAGUUAGAUAGAGAUCUCAUCUCAAAUACUUGAGUCAAUUAUCUAACCUCAUAGAAUAUACUAGAAUACUAUUUAAUGUACCUCUAAUUAUUGAACAUGUUUCAGUUAUCUUUCUCAGAAAAAAAAUAAACAAUUAGUUUUUAUCUAAUUCUAUGUAUCUAUCAUUAUUACCCACAUAAUGUGAAUAAAUUAAUAAUUGAAUAAUUUAAAAGUUGUGACAUAUAUAUAUAAACAUAUGACCAGAUCAGAAAUGGCCAGUUAUACACAGAAAUCUAAAUAUUUUAAAUGUUAUAAAUUGCUAUAUCAGCAUUUUAUAUAUAUAUAUAUAUAUAUAUAUAUAUAUAUAUAUAUAUAUAUAUAUAUAUAUAUAAAGUCUUCUAACUGUCCCCAGUAAAAUAGUAAAGAAAGUUGCACUUUAAAUAAACACUUCAGAAUAACACGUUGAUACAUUAAUAAUAAAUACCAAUUACUGCUUUGGGCAUCAAUAAUUAAAUGCCUGUUCCAGUAAUUACACAAUUAUUAUAAUUAUGAAUUAUGAAUAAUUUAGUGCUGAAAAUAGGACUAUUUCUUUUGGAAAUAGAGAGGGAGAGGCUGGGAAUAUCAAUUCUGACUGUGUAGCAUAUUAAAUUGAUUUAUUACACACAAUGUACAAUAGGUUUUGACAUUCUCUGCAAGGUGUCCUAAGGGGGUACACACUAACCUACAAUGAAGAAUUUACACAUGUAUUCCUUGGCCUUUUUUCAUAUACAUUUUAGUAUUUUUUGGGGUAUCUAUCCUUUUCUCUUACUUGUAUGGGUUUUUUUUGUCUGUUGUUUUAUAUGUACUAUAUAUAUAUUUAGAUUUUUUUUCUGCAAUUUAUUUUUUAUUUUAAUAUAUUCAAAUAUAUAUCAUAUAUAAUAGAAUAAGAAUAUAUAAAAAAAAUAAUGAAUUGCAGAAAAAAAAAAAUAUAUAUAUAUAUUGGAUAAAGUACAAAUGUUGCCCCGAAUAUAUGAAAUUAUUGCAUGAUUGUAAAAUAAAAUACCAUGAGUAGACUGUUAGAUUAAAACUAUACAUAGUUAUGUGUGUACAUAUGUAUGUGUGUGUAUAUAUAUAUAUAUAUAUAUAUAUGUAUUUUAUUUGGGCGUGUGGAUAGAUCAGGUCCCUUUAACAAAUAAAGAAGUGGCAAAAUCUACCGGCAUUGGUUGUAUAUAUCUACACUAAAGCUUUUGUCACAUUCAGAAAUACAGCCGCUGUGAUAUAUCUAGAAUCUUUUUGUAUUAUUUAUUAUUUUUUUCAAUAUAUUUAUAUAUGUGAUUUAAGUAAUCUAAAAUGAAAUAAUGUCCAUUUCUUGUAGACUGGUAUUUACAUUUACAAACCAAUAAUUUAUUAUUUAAAAUGUAAAUCUCAAUGGUCCUGCUGAAUUGUAGUAAAAACUGUUUGUAUUGUACAUAAUCUAGACAAAUGUGUAUUUGUGUUUAGGCAGACUGAUGUACUGGGAGACACUGUCACUAAUGUGUUAAUUUUCUGGAAUUGAAAGUAUAAAAUAUAGCACAGUUUAAAAAAAACAACAACAAAAAAACAUAACGGGCUUGGAAAAUGUUUGCAGUUCCCUUAUUGUGACCUAAAACUUUAAGUUUAUUUAAUAUUCCUGAAAAUUGUAAUUUUAGGGAUUAACACAGAUUUUUUACUUUUUUACAUAUAUGGAUAUAUAUGCCUCUUUCUGUACAAAAUGCCAGCCCAUGGCUCUAUUUUUUUAACAGUGGAAGAAAUUUUGUAUAAAUAUCUCUAUUAUUAUUUUCUUACCAUAAAAGCGCAGACAUAUUCUGCAGCGUUGUACAAUUUAGGAGCUAAAGACACAACAAAAUGCAGAUAUAUCAAUACAACAGCAAUGGAUCUAAAAUUUAUCAAUUAUAGCACUAAGUUGUAGCAAGAUAGUUUGUGAGCUUACAAUCUGGAGCAUGCUUCCCCAAACUCCGGUCUUUCAGAUGUUGCUGAACUAAAAUUCUCAGGCUUCUCUGCCUAUCUUUUUUAUUCAUAGAAUCAUGGGAGUUGUAGUUCAGCAACAUCUGGAGGGCCUGAGUUUGGGGAAGCCUAAUCUAGAGGAAAUGGCCGAUGAGACAAAAGAUUUUAUGGAAAAACAGACUGUGAUGGGCAGAGAGAAAGGGACAUUGAACGCAUGAAGGUUGAGAGUGGAUUAGAGAGUUUGUUAGUGAGGAUUCCAGGCCCCUCAGAGAUCAUGUUAGAAUUACAAUGACUUAUAUAACGCCAACAUAUACUGCAGCGAAGUACAAUAGAUAAACCAAGACAAACAAUUCUAACAAAACACGUUUGACAUAUGAGAACGGUAUGUGAAAAGGGCCUUGCUCCAAUCAGCUUAGAAGGUGAGAUUUGGAGGAGAACAUUGCAGUAUUUAGAGUUUGGCAUUUAUUAAAUAGUAUUAUAAAAUCAGGGCAAAAUAACUGUGCAGGAAAAAUAUUUUCAAUAAUUGUAAUUUUUUUAAACUUUUUUUUUUCUACAUUUAAGGAAAUUUCUGCUUAAAUCUUGAAACUUCACUGUCUUUUAACAACCAUUCACUAGUUUAAUGUAUAAUCAAUAACUCCUAUGUCCCUUCAGCUUUUACAAUUAUUUUUUUUAAAAAAAAUCUACUACUUCAAUACAAUACCAUAAGUGAGUCUUUUUAUUUAACACGUUAACAGAGUUGUGGUGGCCUAGGGAUGGACUCACCAAGUAUGUGGCUAAAAUAAUAAAAAUGGAAAAAUGUUUCAAGUUUGUUAGAAUUCGAAAUUUUACCAAACUCUGCAAUUGGGGCCUAAAACUUAGUUCAAAGUUUGUUCUCAAGUCACGUUAGUUUUCCAUUUAGCAGAGAGACACAAAAUGACUCAGAUUUUGUAUAGGGGCAGCUAGUAGUUAUUACUGAGCGACAUCAGGUAUUAGUGGCCGAUUUUUUGCCCUUGUUACACUACUGCCCCUUGUAUCAUCAUGGAUGGAACACUUGUUUGGGUAUAUAUUUUUUUUAAAGAAUAAACUAUAAUUUAAGCUAUGAAAUACAAUCUCUGCACAUUUUCAGUACAGAGUAGUGAAACGAGUAGGGUAACGCAAAGAUAUGUUCAUGUUGUCCCUCUCACUUCAAUGACCAGGAAGCUCACGCUAUUUUAUUUUUCCUACUCAGAUUGUGGUCUACAAUGUAUAGUAUAAUUCACUUAGAUACAUAAUUUCUUGUUUUGAUCCACUAUUGUGGUACUAUGACAUAGUGGUGGGAUUAACACGAUAUGGCCAUAUAAUGUAACUGUAUUUGUUUGCUAAAAUAGAUGAUUUUUUUGAAGGCUUGAUUUAAACCUUGUUUUUGUGUGUGUGUACCUUAAUCUGUAUUUUGUAUAUAUUUUGGUCUUUACGGCAGCCCCCAAAUCCCAUAUUUUUCUGCGUUGAUUCAUUAUUGCAACUUUGCAACCUUUUCUUAUAGACCUUAUUAAUCUUUAGCUGAUUUGUCAUUAUUAAUGGCUCAAUAGGUGUCCACCUGAACUUACACUUGCUGACCUUUCUUUCCCCUUAAAGCUGCAUCAUGAUCUCUCGACUAAUCCCAAUUAUCAGAAAGAUUAUAUUUAAUUUUCUAAAAAUCACUGUCUCUUACUGGCCUAACAGAGUGAUAGUUUCUUAGAAAGAAGACCACAGGUUGCAACAAAUAAAACCACAUUCGGAAAUGGAUAUAUUAUGAGGUAUAUUUAUCAAACUGCAGCCAUCUUGCAAGCGCAAAGCGCAAGCGCAAAGGAACACUAUAGUGUCAGAAAUACAAACAUGUGUUAUUUUCAGUGUUCUAGUACCUAUUUAGAUAUCUGGGCCCCCCUAAAUGAAAUAAAAGAAAGCAUUUUACUUACCGUAUUUCCUCCCGAGUGACAAACACUAGAGAUGGCCUUAGGAAGAGUUGUUUUUUUCUCAAAAAAGGCAGUGUUUACACUCCUGAGGCAGCAGGGACAGUUUCUCUGUGUGGCCUAGAACCACAACAUUAAGCUGUAAUGGUUCUGGUGCAUAUAACGUCCCUCUAAGUCAUGCGUUAAGGCUGGCUCAUCAGGGGUGCUCCAUAUGCUCGGAAUUUACAGAAUUAUUUAUUAAACUCAGAAUUUUAGCAGAUGUAAUCAACAUUUCCAAAUUUAGGCAAAAAUAGACAAUGCAGCUAUAGGGCAGUUGAAGAAUUGUGAAGGGCAGCUAUCUUUGUCUAAAGUUUGCAAUUGGGAAGAACCUUAUUCGUGAGCACCUCUUAUCCACAUUUAUCUGUACUCCAAAAGCCCUCAAGGUGAACAGGGUUUUAUCCUCUGAAUGAAGUACCUAAUACCCACACAGUUAACCAAUUAGGACCCCUAGUAUUUCUGUGUCUUAAAUUUAAUAUAACUAUAACGUGAUAUUUUUUAUAUAUUUAAAAAAUAAAAUAAAACUCUUACAUGUGCACGAUUGUUUUUUGGGACCAGAUGGGCAACAAGCCAGUAUUGAGCUUUGCACAUCUUUUGAAAUCAGAAAAUAGGCUGUCAGGGUUAGGCUAAUUCAAGUGAAUUUAAAAUUUUAGGAACAAAUUGUCAAUUUUGAAAAAAGUUGGCUACUCUUUUAGUUAUGCUACUCUGGACUUAAAUGUGAAAUUCACUUUGAGUUCUCACUUUUGUGAAUAACCCUGAUUGUGUGUAAUUUCCAAUCAUGAUCCCUUUAUAAUGGGUCCACCAUGGUCCAAAGCAUUGUGCACCUAAUUGUUUAAAAUAUGAGACAUUUAUUGCAAAUAUCAUCUACAGCUUCUCCACAACACUUACCAUCAUUUGGUGAUGGGGCGAGUGACUUUCUCAUUGUUCACAGUUAUUGUAUUGGUAAAAUGAUAAGUCUGCGACUAUAAGGCACUGAGGACAUCCAGUACCUAAAGAAACAGUCACCCAUUACAGUACAGUAGGAAGUGUCCCAAAGGAAAUUUUCCAGUUCCCAAUUAUAAUAAUCCCUAUAUUGUAUUUUUCUAUAAGGAAUUUUAUUUAUUGGUUGCACUGGGAAAGCAAUAAAUGUCUGUGUCUGAUUGUCUGUCUUAAUCCUUUCUCUGUAUAGGACAAAGUGGAAAAGACAGACUGCGGUUGGACUUGAACUUCUUGCAGAAGCUGGUAACUAUUCUGCCCUCCAGCGAAUGUUCCCCUCUCCAUACUUCUAUCCUCAAAGCCUUGUAUCCAACUUGGAUCCAGGAGCUGCACUAUACUUAUAUAGGGGGCCCACAGCUCCACCACCCACUUUGCAAAGACCUCUGGUGCCUAGGAUCCUCAUUCAUGGACUUCAGGGGGGCUCUGAACCACCCCCAGCUCUUCCUACCCUUACAGGAGUCCUACCCCGGGCUGCACAGCCACGGUAG
Messenger RNA from Pelobates cultripes (western spadefoot toad), 12089 nucleotides. The record is from the annotation of a GenBank genome assembly. Lineage: Eukaryota; Metazoa; Chordata; Amphibia; Anura; Pelobatidae.